AAGCAGCAACAGAAAGCCCUUGAGUAUCUUGAUUUUCUCUCUCUAGCUCAGACAUGAACUCUGCAGUGCUUUUCUGGGGGGGGAUUUUUAUUUUUACAGUCACAGAUGGAAAAUUAUUCGAAAGAUGUGAACUUGCUGGAAUUAUGAAGAAGAUGGGACUUGAUGGGUAUCGAGGAUACAGCCUGCCUAACUGGGUGUGUACAGCUUUUUUUGAGAGCUCAUUUUAUACAGACCGUACAAAUUUCAACAGAGGAGAUAACAGCACUGAUUAUGGCAUUCUCCAAAUAAACAGUCGUUGGUGGUGUAAUGACAACAAGACUCCAGGAAGUCACAAUGCUUGCAACAUUAAUUGCAGAGCUCUCUUGAGUGAUGACAUCACCCAGUCUGUGAUAUGUGCAAAACGCGUUGUAAGAGACCCACAGGGCAUGGAAGCAUGGGUUGGCUGGAGAAAUCAUUGCAAAGGAAGAGACCUUUCUCAGUGGAUUAAAGACUGCAAACUUGAUAUUCUUCCGUAGCUCUACUGAACUGCCUGGCUUGCUGCUGCUGAUUGCAAAGCUUCUUAUAUAUAAGGGAGGAGAUACAUAUAAGCAUUAAGAUAUAAUUGUGCUACCACUCUUGAAAUACCAGGAGAAUACUGGGAGUGCUUCCAUAGGGUUAUAGCAUUCUGGAAG
Molecule: messenger RNA, 671 nt
Organism: Xenopus tropicalis (tropical clawed frog)
Lineage: Eukaryota; Metazoa; Chordata; Amphibia; Anura; Pipidae
Gene: lyz
Product: lysozyme
Exons: 4
Coding region: 54-515 (153 amino acids)
Biological process (GO): cytolysis; defense response to bacterium
Molecular function (GO): hydrolase activity, acting on glycosyl bonds; catalytic activity; lysozyme activity
Source: RefSeq, a predicted model, not a curated record